This is a messenger RNA of Saprolegnia parasitica CBS 223.65, 525 nucleotides long. RefSeq lists its product as hypothetical. The transcript has 4 exons. The record is from RefSeq and is a predicted model, not a curated record. NCBI's taxonomy places the organism in Eukaryota, Oomycota, Saprolegniomycetes, Saprolegniales, Saprolegniaceae. The coding region runs from base 1 to 525 and encodes 174 amino acids.
AUGGAGUACACGCAGAGCUCGUACGAAGGCAACGCGAGCUUCGGGCGGCUCAACGGCCACGGCGUCUACACGUUUCCGGACGGCUCUCGGUACGAAGGCGACUUCCAGAAUGGCCAGUUCCACGGCCGAGGCACGCUCUUCUUUCCCCAAGGCCGCUACGACGGCACGUGGAAGGACGGCAAGAAAGUGGACGGCACCUUCACGUUUUCGGACGGCCUCGAGUACGCGACGCCGUGGAAUUACAGCACCGAAGGCGAUCGCCGGUACCACUGCGAAAAGGUCGCGCACGCGACGGCCCCGCAUGCCAACGGCUACGGCAUCAAACCUCCUGGAGAAACUGCGUAUUGCACCGAGGGCGUCCAGAAGAUGCUGCCGUGCGGCUAUUACGAUGCUGGCAACGGCUUUUACGACGAAUUUACCAACACGAUCGUGCCCGCGUCGCUCGACCCGGGUGACGCGCGCGAUGCGACGGAAGACGAGGUAGAGUGGAUCAAGACAAAGGCGGCCAAAGGCUUUGCCAAGUAA